This is a messenger RNA of Panicum virgatum (switchgrass), 1035 nucleotides long. RefSeq names its product BTB/POZ and MATH domain-containing protein 2-like. Gene Ontology annotation, biological process: protein ubiquitination. Lineage: Eukaryota; Viridiplantae; Streptophyta; Magnoliopsida; Poales; Poaceae. The record is from RefSeq and is a predicted model, not a curated record. The coding region runs from base 1 to 1035 and encodes 344 amino acids. Gene Ontology annotation, molecular function: protein binding. The transcript has a single exon.
AUGCCGAUACCGACGACCAUCUCGACGUGCACGCCGGAGACGGAGCAGGGCAAGCAUGUGUUUCGCAUCGUCGGGUACAGCCAGCAGAGUGGCCUCAUCAGAUCCGCCAUCUUCACCGUCGGCGGGCAUGGCUGGGUAGUUUCCUUGUGUCCUGAUACUAUGGGCCAAGAGUUGAAUGCUGUUUGGGUACUGGUUUCGCUCGGGUUCAAGGGAACCAGCAAGGUGCGGGCAUCCUUCGGGCUGAAGUUGGUUGACCAGUGCACUGGGGUAUCCUUCUCGGUGCAUAAGGGGGCACCGAUGACGUUCAGUCCCGACGGUACCAGAGAGACAUUCCUUAUGAAAAAACGGAGCAUGUUCGAGUCGCCGAAUUACCUUCGUGACGACUGCCUCACGAUCGAAUGUGUUGUCUCUCUUACCAAUGGGCGACGGUUAACUGAAGCCACGCCAUUACCAAGAAUUGAAGUACCGCCUCCUGACAUCACAGAGCAUUUUGCCAAGCUGCUGGAAAUAGAGGAAGGAGUAGAUGUCACUUUCAGUGUAGGUGGAGUCAUGUUCAAGGCCCACAAGAUGGUGCUUGCCGCGCGGUCGCCCGUCUUCAGAGCAGAGCUCUAUGGGCCUAUGAGGGAGGAAGGAAGGAAGGCCAUAGUCAUCGAGGAUGUGCAGCCAGAUGUUUUCAGGGCCUUUCUCCAUUUCAUCUAUAGCGACUCUUUGCCUCCUUUGGAUGAUCUGAGUGCAGAUGACUAUGGUGAAAUGAUCCGUCACUUGCUUGUGGCUGCGGAUCGAUAUGCCAUGGAGAGGCUAAAGCUGAUGUGCCAAAGCAUCCUUUGUGAAAGUCUGGAUGUGCAGACAGUGGCAACCACAUUGGCAUUAGCUGAUCAACAUCACUGUCAUAAGCUUAAGGAUGCUUGCAUUGAAUUUAUGACAAAUAUGAUGGACACAGUGGUGGCAACCCAAGGUUACAAGAAUCUGAAAAGAACUUGCCCAUCUGUUGCAUUUGAAGCAUUGGAGAAGACAAAAAGGAUUCGUAAAGCAUGA